This is a messenger RNA of Lates calcarifer (barramundi perch), 3150 nucleotides long. RefSeq names its product D-glutamate cyclase, mitochondrial-like. NCBI's taxonomy places the organism in Eukaryota, Metazoa, Chordata, Actinopteri, Centropomidae. Gene Ontology annotation, molecular function: D-glutamate cyclase activity. Gene Ontology annotation, biological process: glutamate metabolic process. The record is from RefSeq and is a predicted model, not a curated record.
ACUGCAGUUCCCUGUAUUCCUGCUGGAGUGUUCAGCUGCCCUCUAGUGGCCACCAUGCGCCCUGUUCCAGCUGCUAUGCUAGAUGCAGCAGUGAAGGUUACCAAUCUCAACCCACUAGCACAUGGAGCUCCUGUACACAUAGGAGAACCAGCUCUCUUAGGCAUACAGGACCUGUCCAGACCAGACAUGGGGAGCGAGUAGAGAUGCAGGCCUGGUGAUGUCACAGUUUUCUGGGCCUGCGGAGUGACUGCUAUAGAGGCAAUACUCAGCAGCAAGCCUUCUUUGGCAUUCAGUCACUCACCAGGCUGUAUGUUCCUGACUGACAGCCCAGACUCUUCCCCUGUAACCAAACCCAAUCCUGAGCUGACGCCCCUCUGCUUCCUGGUAUCCCACAAUCCCUUGUUUUACAGCUUGGCAUCUCAGAGAGCAGUGGCAAGAAUUAGACAGUUGGAAAUAAUUAUUGGAGAGGACCCAGGUCAACGAGGGAUCAGAGCUUUAUCUGUUCAGGAUGAACUUCUGUGUUCUUGUCUGGCACUCUCCCACUCCUCUUCUGUUGCCAUAACAACCGGCUUCCCCACACACUACAUGCACAGCCCUCCUGAUGAGACAGAUGGCCCACCAGGAGCCAUUGCCAUGGCGACCAUGCUGUUGGCUCUAGGGAAACAGGUAACGAUGGUGACAGACAGGAGAGCCGUGGAGAUGAACCAGGCCAUUAUUGAUGAAGCUGUGAAGACAGGUGUGCUUAAAACUGCAAUACCAUUGGUCACCUUUGAAGACCAUGGUCCAGACUCCGCACUGCACUUUCUGUGUCACCACGGAGACCCCAACAGGCCGAGGUAUGACCACCUUGUGGCAAUAGAGCGCAGUGGAAGAGCUGAAGAUGGAAAUUAUUACAACAUGAGAGGAGUGAACAUCAAACAUCUGGUGGAUCCUAUUGAUAACUUGUUUAUUGCUGCCAAGAAUAUACCAGGAAUUACCACUACAGGAAUUGGUGAUGGUGGAAAUGAGUUGGGGAUGGGUAAAGUCAAGGAGAAGGUGAAGAGCUUGAUGCCCAAUGGGAGUCUCAUAGCCUGUGAUAUUCCUGCUGACAAUGCUGUCACUGCUGGGGUGUCUAACUGGGGAGGAUAUGCUGUGGCCUGUGCACUCUACCUGCUCCACACCUGCCCUUCACAUCAGCGGUACCUAAGGAAAGGACUAGGAGUGGAACACAUUCCCCCCCAAGAACAGCUGCAGGACUGGACUGCUAACCUGCCCUCUGUGGACAAGGAGGAGUCCUUCCUUUCCACUCUGGUGCGUUUUGGGAUUCGAAGUGGGAAAACUGGUAACCUGGCCAUGGAGGUGGAUGGUUUGACCUUUCACCCCACACACUCUGACAUAAUCACCAGAUUACUGGAGGUCACACUAAGCUCCACCUCUCAAAACCCUUAACCAGUUCCUCCUGUGUAUUCUCAGCAGUAUCAUAGAGGCACAGUCCAAAAAGUCAAUUAUCUAUAUGUGUAUUUGAGUAUUAAUAUAAUCUUAAUACUAAUCACUUAAAUGGCUGAACCCACUCAGAUGUGAAUGCUUUUUUAAACUUGAAUGCAUUGGAAUGCAGCACCAGAUAGAGACACACUCAAGCAUGUACGCACAUACAAACACAAUCAAUGUGCUAAUGGGUAAACUUCUGUUUCCUCUCUAUUCAGACUGUUGAAAGGAAGUGAGAAAGAAAAAAAGAGAGAAUACACAGAGGGAGCUGUGUGUGUGAUUUUAGACGCUGUCUUGGUUACCUUUCAGCCCUCUGCAUUGAAUACUGGUGGCAAAGCAAAUUAGAUUCAAGUAAAACAAGCUCUCUUUCCCCUCUCAUACAGUUUGUGAUGGUAGAUGUAUUACUGUAUUGUUGCUGAUGAUAAUUAAUCUUUAUCUCUAAUCUCUUAAAAUGGGCUUAAUGACACCCUUAGACAGUAGCACACAGAUAUAAAGACUGCAUGAGCCUUCCAGCUUUGCCACUUUGAUAAUGUCUUGGAUGGUAAAGCAUAAGGGCUACCAUGUCAGAGAUCUACAGUUCUGAUCUCAAAUCAAUGAAUGUAGCAUAAAGAUGGUUACAGUGAAGUUGCUAAUGAUAUAGUUAGGCUGUGCAAUUGUCAUUUGACUACCAUUUCUUUCAGUCAGAUGUCAACACAGACUCCCCACCAUUGGCCUUCUCCUUCUAUUUUUAAACUGGAGUCAGAUUUUGUCUAAAAGAUCCAGCAAAAUGAGUUUAUACUAUCACACAGUGUGUAAAAUGGUUGUAAAAUGGUUGUAGUGCCUUUUUUUUUUACAUGUACAUGUAGUUAACAUAGCUGUUCCUGAGUUUCAGAAAUUUCCAAGCAGCUGUGUUACACCAUCUAAACAAUCUAGUUCACAGUUGAACCGGCAAGUGUCUGGUCAGGCUGAAAUAAUUCUCAGUAGAUGUUCUCCACUCUGAGGUCUCAGUAUGUCCACAUGUACUCACAACAAAACAGUGUGUCCUGGAGGCUAUAUUUUACAAUACACACUGACACUUACCCUCUCUCUCUAGCUGAAGAAGAGCAGAAAGAUGUUGGUAUGCAAACAACAAACUUGACUGCACAUGGCUGCUUUUCAAAGAGUUUCCUUUGAACUCAAACACGUCUUAACAAUAAAAAAAUCAUUUAGUACUACACUGAUGAUGUGGAGGUCUUUUGGGAUGCAGAGACGGAUGAACUGAACACAUUCCAUAGACUUAAAUUGAAUUCCAACUUCAAGUUAUUAAUACAUAAAUUAUUAAUAUGUCACCUUGUUCCUAAGAUGUAUAAAUCUGACAGUGGACUAUGUGCACAAGCAUGAGAGAAAUCCUCUUGAUGGCCUCUGUGUUCCAACCCACAUCCCCAACACACUUCUUGUAGCACCUCACCACUUUACAUUUCAUCUUUUUAGAAAUACAGGUACCCAAACAUAUAUACUGCAUUAUCACAGCCCAAGUGGCAAAGGCCUUGGUCUUCAGCACAACUCACAAACUGGGACUAUAUGGGACUUUGAUUCUUGAGCUUACAAAAUGAUUUGCUUCUCAACAACACUCCACUUGAAGUGUUUUGUAAUUGUUGAACAUUGUUGUAAAAUAUUUAAGAAGCUGGAGCUCUGAUUUGAAUUUUAAAUAAAAUAUGUUGCCACCAA